AUGUUCCGUUAUCCAGCUGGAUAUAUUCAGACAACAAAGCAAUUGAUUUUAUUCGUAUCAGUGGAGAAAGAAUUUUGGAAAUAUCUAGUAUUAGUAACAGUUAGACAUACAAUUAUGAGCCAGUUUAUUCGUCAUACUUCGUAUCAUAUCGGUUACCCAAAUUUAGUUGCGGGAACGUGUCCUAUUGUCAUAGCCGAACAUCAACAACGGGAGCAAUACGAAAGUUGUUCCUCCAAUUCCGCAUCUACUUUGCAUGCUUUUCAUCCUAUUGUACCUCGGCAACAAACAACAACUGUAAAAGACGUAGCAUGUCAGUGUGGUGGUGAAAUUGGUAGUGAUAGCGAUGAUAACGCUGGCAAUAGCGAUGCUUGUGGUUGCAACGCAAAUGGUGAUCUUUUCCAGCAAACCCAUCGUUAUCGUUACCUGUUAAAAUCGGCGCUUUACGCAAAAGGUAUGUGGAAAAAAAGACAUUUUCCGCAAACUGCUCUACGAUUGCAAUAUUGUGAUGGCUUCUUUAGUGAUGUUGGGAUAAAUUUGAGGAAAAGUGAAAAUGCACCAUUGUUUGCUGAUACUAUCUCUUCGCUGUCUUCCCUGACGCAAUCGACCGGACAGAAAACGUGCGAGUACCCAGUAUGUCGUAAUCAUGCUCCUGUGACUUCUGCUGGUACCAUUGAUACCACGCCAAUACCCGUUAUUGUUACUACGGCAGUAACCAGUGACACCAUUACUGAACAGCAUCAAUCAAAAAAUGCUUUUACGCCUACUGCCAGCGACAGUCCAACUAGGAAAAUGACAUUGGCAUCAUCUUGUGAUGUCACUGUUGUUCGGCUUCGACACUUAACAUUAUUACGUUCGGCUAGUGAUUCUAAGUUGUGCACUGGAACUGAGUCACAGCCAGAACUUGGACUUGCUGAUAUACAAUCAUAUGACGCACGUUGUAAGAGUGUUGAUGAAUUAAGUCGUAUAACUGCAGAUAUCGCUGCCGAGAAUCCGGAUAUGAUCCGUUUUCAACAAGUACUCAACUCAUGGAUUGGAACUCAUACGGGUGCACGAACAGCGGCAUUUUUGCUCAUUUCAAAAGAAUGUAAUUCUUGCUUUUGCCAGGGUAAUGCUGAUGUGUUAUGGUCACUGUUUAAUAGAGAUACGCCAUUGUUGAACAGUAAGGACGUGCCAUCUCUAUUAUAUACACGUCACGCUUCAAAUAUUUAUGUCGAUAUCGAUAUGCUCAGUAAGGAAUUUCGAGAAAAAAUAUAUGCCAUACUACAGAAUAGUAACAUUGGAGAAAAUUCGCCAAAAAGUUCCCUCAAUGGUACCAUCUUCUUGUUACAAGCACGGAGUAAUUUUAUUGCUGGCCUGCUAUUAAUACACCAAAAUGAAUGUACCGUGGAAUUAGAACGCACUUUCGUUAUGCCUCAUUUACAGUUCAUUGCUGCAUUACUCUCCAUUGUUGCCAAUAUUGAAGAGCAGAAGCGUUUAGCACAACAAUAUGAAGUGUUUCUUGCCAUGACGCAAAAUGUAUUCUCCAGCUUGCAAGAUAUGAACUUAUUGGUGAGAAAUAUAACAAAAGAAGCCAAAACUCUUGUGCACGCCGAAAUAUGCUCAUUGUUUCUCCUUGAUUGUGACAACUCCGAAUUGGUUGCGGAAGUAUUCGAAAAAAAUGGCUCAAAUGAUGAGUAUCUGACGGAAAUCAGAAUGCCAGUAUCGCUAGGCAUUGUCGGACAAGUUGCAAGCACUGGACAAAUGAUGAAUGUCAAAGAAGCUUACAGCCAUCCAGCUUUCUAUCCAAAAGUGGACGAACGAACCGGUUUCGUUACACGGAAUAUAUUAUGUUUCCCGAUUAAGGAUAAUUCUGGAAAUAUUGUUGGUGUGGCGGAACUAUGUAAUAAAAUUGGAAAGCCUGCCUUUACGAAGCACGAUGAACAAAUUGCGAUGACAUUUGCAGUAUAUUGUGCUAUCAGUAUAUCACAUUGUCUUCUUUAUCGAAAACUUCAAGAGGCUCAUAGACGAUCACAUCUGGCUGCCGAAUUACUAAUACAGAGUUCCACGCUGUCGAUUGCACCAGAAGAUUUGUUACGAUUAACGGUAGGUGAUAUACCAACAGCGACUUCCUUUUCUCCAGAAUUCGAUGAUUUUAAUUUUCCACCACGUUCCAUAGGAUCAGGUGAUACCUAUGUUGAAGCAGCAUUGUCCAUUUUUAAGGAUCUGGGUUUCAUCCAGCGAUUUCGCUUACAGCGACAAACAUUAGCUUGUUUCUUAUUAAUGGUUCAAAAGGGUUACCGUGAUGUGCCUUAUCACAAUUGGUCUCAUGCAUUUGCAGUUGCGCAUUUUAUGUAUUUGUUAUUACGAACUGAAACAGCACACAAUGCACUCAGUGAACUAGAAAGUUUUGCGCUCCUUGUAGCAAGUUUAUGUCAUGAUAUUGACCAUCGUGGUACUACCAAUGCAUUCCAAGUACAGUCGCGAACACCACUGGCUCAAUUAUAUAGCAGUGAAGGCUCGGUGUUGGAGAGACAUCAUUUUGCUCAAACAAUAUCAAUAUUAAAUAUGGAAGAGUGCAAUAUAUUCGUUUCAUUAAAUCGACAUCAAUUUCAUUCUAUUCUGGAUCACAUAAGGGAUAUCAUUCUUGCAACCGACAUAGCUAAUCAUUUGCAGAAAGUGCAAGACAUUAAUCGAAUGGUUGAAGUUGGCUUUGAUGGUUCGAUAAAGCAUCAUCGAUAUUUACUACUAUGUCUUAUGAUGACCUCAGCUGAUCUGUCCGAUCAGACAAAAGACUUCAGAAAUAGCAAAGCAAUAGCUGAAAACAUUUAUAAGGAAUUUUUCUCGCAAGGAGAUCUAGAAAAGCAGAUGGGAAAUCGUCCAUUGGAAAUGAUGGACCGUGAUCGUGCAUGCGUGCCAAAACUGCAGCUUGAAUUCAUGGAUACAAUUGCAGUACCUGUUUUUCAGUACUUGUCAAAGCUGUUACCCGAAAGUAAAAGUACAUAUGAAUCUAUGUUGUUCAAUCGGAAAUGUUGGUUGGCACUGGAUGAAAUACUGAUCGAGGAGAAGUACCCGACUCUUGGUCUUGAUUAUCUUAAGGAUUGUUCUCUAGAAAAGCGAGUAAUCAAACGAGCCCAACAACGACACGAACAAUAA
This is a messenger RNA of Cercopithifilaria johnstoni, 3132 nucleotides long. Lineage: Eukaryota; Metazoa; Nematoda; Chromadorea; Rhabditida; Onchocercidae. The record is from the annotation of a GenBank genome assembly.